CCAACCUAAUCUAAUCCAAUCCAAGAUCGUUGUGUUCCUUCUGAGAGUAUCGAUAAGAGCAGACAUAUACGUAGGUAGGCGAUGGCCCCGAGCGCGUCGAUGCUGUUCCUGAGCUACCACCAGCUGCACCACGGCCCCGCCGACGCGCCACACGGCAAGGAUGGCGCCGACGGCUUCCGGUUCGGCCUUGGCAAUGUCUUCUUCUCCCUCGGCGUCCUGGCGCCGAAGCGGCGGGAUGCGGCGCCAGAGGCGACGGUGUUCGACGGAAAGCAGAAGCAGAGGGCGCGUCGGUCCGGCGGCGAGGAGGAGGAGCCCGCGACGCUGGCGAGCAAGUUCGAUGAGGCCGUGCGGCUCAGCUGCUGGUCGUCGUGAAGCUUAAUUUCCGCGUAACCCUGUAGCUUUUGCCUCUUUGGCCAUGCAAGCAUGUGCCGUGCCGUGCCGAUCGACGACAAUGGCGGCAUAUGUGUAGAUAAAAUGUGACUGUGCAUAUGAAUUUCCUUCCUUUCUUUCUUU
Molecule: messenger RNA, 513 nt
Organism: Triticum aestivum (bread wheat)
Lineage: Eukaryota; Viridiplantae; Streptophyta; Magnoliopsida; Poales; Poaceae
Exons: 1
Coding region: 82-372 (96 amino acids)
Source: RefSeq, a predicted model, not a curated record